Molecule: messenger RNA, 135 nt
Organism: Gigantopelta aegis
Lineage: Eukaryota; Metazoa; Mollusca; Gastropoda; Neomphalida; Peltospiridae
Product: sperm protamine P2-like
Exons: 2
Source: RefSeq, a predicted model, not a curated record
GGGAAAGAAAAAAAGAGAGAGAAGAAGGAAAAGAAAAAAAAAGAGAAGAAAAAGAAAAAGAGAAAAAGGGGAAGGAAAAAAAAAAAAAGAAGAAAAAAAAAGAAGAGGGGGAAGAAAGGGAAGGAGGAAAAGAAG